Durio zibethinus is the source of this 573-nucleotide messenger RNA. Its product is annotated as FCS-Like Zinc finger 5-like. The record is from RefSeq and is a predicted model, not a curated record. NCBI's taxonomy places the organism in Eukaryota, Viridiplantae, Streptophyta, Magnoliopsida, Malvales, Malvaceae.
AAAAAAAAAAAAGGAAAGCCAAAAAUAUAACACGAUGUUGCUAGGAAAACGUUCACGCCAUCCGAUCAAAAGGACGACAAGCAUGACAGGGAUCACCGUCGAUGCCUCUAACAUGGAGGAUGUCCAAGAACCAAUUAUAUCUGAUCCUCCUCCUCCUCCUCAAAACCCCUUGCAUCACGGCAACUUUGAUUACGAUCAACGUUUGUUGGCCAUGGUUUCCCCAAGAAACCCAGCUACUGCAGCGGCUGGAAGAUCAGGUUCUACUAACCAUGUUGUCGACACUGCUCCUUUUUUGCGCUCUUGUUGCCUUUGUAAACGCCGCUUAGCUCCUGGUCGUGACAUAUAUAUGUAUAGAGGGGAUACAGCGUUUUGUAGUCUAGAGUGCAGGGAACAGCAGAUAAAACAAGACGAAAGAAAAGAAAAGUUAAACGUUGUGGCUUCAAAAAAGGAAGACCGCAAUGGAUCUUCAACCACCUCCAAGGCUUCUACUAAAACCGAGCCUGUGGCUGCUGCUUGAACUUUCAAGUCGAUGACUGGAGGAGUAAUCUCAAAAAAAAAAAAAAAAAAAAAAAA